Messenger RNA from Populus trichocarpa (black cottonwood), 3854 nucleotides. RefSeq names its product beta-glucosidase 46. Gene Ontology annotation, molecular function: beta-glucosidase activity. NCBI's taxonomy places the organism in Eukaryota, Viridiplantae, Streptophyta, Magnoliopsida, Malpighiales, Salicaceae. Bases 215 to 3529 code for a protein of 1104 amino acids. The transcript is spliced from 26 exons. Gene Ontology annotation, biological process: carbohydrate metabolic process. The record is from RefSeq and is a predicted model, not a curated record.
AAAUUGAAGGUAGUGCUGCUACAGUUAUCCAGGAGUGUUUCAGAAUAAUUCCGAAACGUGAGAUGAGAUAUUACAUCAUUGCUUUUGGUUAUUGUAAAUUAAAUCCAAUCUAUAAAGCUAAAAUGGCCUGAAAAAUGAUCAGCACCGGAUCUGUGCUUUAAACUGUCUGCCAUAUAGCUUGGACAUUGACCAUUCAGAUAUAUAGACUGCACACAUGUAUUUAAAGAAGGCUAGCAAAGGAAGAGGAUUACAUAUCAUGGGAACUCCUAGACUGUUUAAGCUUCCAUUUCUCUUAGAGCUGAUCUUCCUACCUCUCUUCGUAUCAUCUCAUCCAAAAGCUUUGAAAGACAGCUUAGAUCCUUCUUCAUUGCCUCCCAACUUUCUCUUCGGCACAGCCUCCUCUUCUUAUCAGUUUGAAGGAGCUUAUCUCAGUGAUGGUAAGGGUUUGAGCAACUGGGAUAUAUUUACACACACAUCAGGCAAAAUAAUUGAUGGAAGCAACGGAGACAUUGCUGUGGACCAAUACCAUCGCUUUCUGGAAGAUAUUGAUUUGAUGGAAACCCUUGGAGUCAACAGCUAUAGGUUCUCAAUUUCUUGGGCACGAAUUCUACCUAAAGGGAGAUUUGGAGAUAUUAAUAGGGCUGGCAUCAGCUACUAUAACAAGCUCAUCAAUGCUCUCUUGCUUAAAGGAAUUCAGCCAUUUGUGACGUUAACUCAUUAUGAUAUGCCUCAAGAAUUGGAGGAGAGAUAUGGGGGGUGGCUAAGCCCUAAAUGCCAGGAGGAUUUCGGAUAUUAUGUAGACAUAUGUUUCAAGUACUUUGGAGAUCGAGUGAACUACUGGGUCACCUUCAAUGAGCCAAAUCUACAAGUCAUAAAUGGCUAUCGCACCGGCGAAAGCCCACCGAGCCGCUGCUCCAGUCCUUUUGGGAAUUGCACUCAUGGGGAUUCAGAGAAGGAAACCUUUCUUGCAGCACAUAACAUAAUCUUAGCACAUGCAAAUGCAGUUCAUAUUUAUAGAACAAAAUACCAGAAACAGCAAGGAGGCAGCAUUGGGAUCGUCAUACAUUGCCCUUGGUUUGAACCUUAUAGUAAUUCCACAGCGGACAAUUUAGCCACUGAUAGAGCUCAAGACUUCUUAAUGAACUGGUUCUUGGAUCCAAUCAUCUUUGGAAAAUAUCCUGCAGAAAUGACGAAAAUUCUGGGGUCUGCUAUACCAAAAUUUUCAAGCAAUGACAGAGAGAAACUGAACAAGGGACUGGAUUUCAUUGGGAUCAAUCAUUACACUGGUUUCUACAUCCAAGAUUGCAGCUUUGUUGUGUGUAAACCUGGACAAGGAGGCUCCAGGACUGAAGGUUUAGCCCAACAAGUCCAAGAAAAAGAUGGAGUUCCUAUUGGCAAAUCUAGUGAAGUGGACUGGAUACAUGUUUAUCCACAAGGAAUGGAGAAGAUUAUAACAUAUCUAAAGGAGAGAUACAAUAACACACCUAUGAUCAUUACAGAGAAUGGAUUUGGCCAAGAGAGCUAUCUAAACCGCACCAUUGAAGAAUAUCUCCAAGAUAGAGAUAGGGUGGAAUACAUGUCUGGCUAUUUGGAUUCCUUGAUGACAGCAAUGCUGAAAGGAGCAGAUGUGAGGGGCUAUUUUGCCUGGUCCUUGCUUGAUAAUUUCGAGUGGGGACGUGGUUAUACAAGAAGAUUUGGACUUCACCAUGUUGAUUACACCACACUGAAGAGAAUUCCAAGACUAUCAGCAACUUGGUUCAAGGAAUUUAUAGCAAGAUCAUUAGCAACAUUUGGCUCUGAGGUGACUGCAAACCAAAUGCACAAAGCUGUCUAUCAAUGCAAUCGCUUUAUUACCAGUACAAAAAAUACUAACCAGGAUUCUGGAAGUCCAGAUCUCCCCCUAGCAGCUACCGUUUUGUUUUUCUCCGCAUAUGCAGAGAGCUUCUUAACUUUUAUGAGAGACUCCAAAGGAAGGGCAUUACUCAUCAGGGAGCUUCCUUCAAAUUUUCAAGUUAUGUUUCUUUUAGUCCUUAUCUUCGUUCCUCUCUGUGUAUCAUCACAUCCAGAAACUUUGCAAGAGAGUUUAGAUCAUUUUUCAUUGCCAGACAACUUUCUCUUCGGCAUGGCCUCCUCUUCUUAUCAGUUUGAAGGUUCUUAUCUUAGUGAUGGUAAAGGUUUGAGCAACUGGGAUAUGCAUACCCACACACCAGGAAAAAUAAUUGAUGGAAGCAAUGGAGAUAUAGCUGCGGACCAGUACCAUCUCUAUCCGGAAGACAUCGAUUUAAUGGACUCCCUUGGAGUCAGCAGCUAUAGGUUCUCGAUUUCAUGGGCACGAAUUCUACCCAGAGGGAGAUUCGGAGAUAUCAACAAGGCUGGUAUUAGCUACUAUAACAAGCUCAUCGAUUCUCUCCUGCUUAAAGGAAUCCAACCAUUUGUGACAUUAGUUCAUUAUGAUAUACCUGAAGAACUGGAGGAGAGAUAUGGUGGAUGGCUAAGUCCUCGAUGCCAGGAGGAUUUUGGAUAUUAUGCAGAUAUUUGUUUCAAGAAUUUCGGAGAUCGAGUGAAGUACUGGACCACCUUCAAUGAGCCAAAUAUACAAACUAUUAAAUCCUACCGAUCAGGUGAAUACCCACCAUGUCACUGCUCCAGCCCUUUCGGAAAUUGCACUCAUGGGGAUUCAGAGAAGGAGCCCUUUAUUGCAGCACAUAAUAUGAUUUUAGCACAUGCAACAGCAGUUGAUGUUUACCGAACUAAAUACCAGAAAGAGCAAGGAGGCAACAUUGGAAUUGUCUUAGAUUGCAUUUGGUUUGAACAAAUAAGCAAUUCCACAGCAGACAAGUUAGCCGCUGACAGAGCUCAAGACUUCUUCCUGAACUGGUUCUUGGACCCCAUCAUAUUUGGAAAUUAUCCCGCAGAAAUGUCUAAAAUUCUAGGGUCUACUUUACCGAAAUUUUCAAGUAAUGACAAAGAGAAACUGAAGAACGGACUGGAUUUCAUUGGCAUCAAUCAUUACACCAGUGAAUACGUCCAAGACUGCAUCUUCUCCGUUUGUGAACCCGGAACAGGAGCCUCCAGGACAGAAGGGCUUGCCCGGAGAAGCCAAGAAAAAGAUGGAGUUCCCAUCGGCAUACCUACUGAUGUGGACUGGCUGCAUUUUUAUCCACAAGGAAUGGAGAAGAUGGUUACCUAUAUAAAGAAGAGAUACAAUAACAAACCAAUGAUCAUUACAGAGAAUGGGUAUGGCCAGCAGAACAAUCCAAACCUCACUAUUGUUUGUCAUGAUAUAGAAAGGGUUGAGUUUAUGUCUAACUACUGGGAUUCCUUGUUGACAGCAAUGGAGAAAGGAGCAGAUGUGAGGGGCUAUUUUGCCUGGUCGUUGCUUGAUAAUUUUGAGUGGACAUAUGGUUAUACACAAAGAUACGGACUUUACCAUGUUGAUUUCACUACACUGAAGAGAACUCCAAAAUUAUCAGCUGCUUGGUUCAAGGAAUUUAUAGCAAGGUAUAAGGUAGACAAAUCACAAAUGUGAGCUGUGAUGAGGACUGCUCCCCCUUGAACACAGAAGUUCACUUUCCGAAGGAUAUCCCCUCUGUGUAGCUCAAUUGGCAAAGAAAAUCCAGCACAUAUUACUAAUAUGUGUUGACCAAGAAUGACUCUAGAAGCAAAAUAAAAUCUUCUGAGUUUAUUUACAGUAUCAGAGUUUGUUUACUGUUGCUAUUCUAAUGGCUAUCUUUUAUGUAACAAAAAAUCAGAUAUGCUUGGAGAAUAUCUUGCAAUUCUGUUUUUUCUUAUUGUAUAAAUAAACGUAUUGAAAUUCAAUAAAAGUUGUGUUCUGCAACAUCUACAAUAAGAAA